Electrophorus electricus (electric eel) is the source of this 3690-nucleotide messenger RNA. RefSeq names its product solute carrier family 9 member A1b (gene slc9a1b). The record is from RefSeq and is a predicted model, not a curated record. Gene Ontology annotation, molecular function: sodium:proton antiporter activity; potassium:proton antiporter activity. NCBI's taxonomy places the organism in Eukaryota, Metazoa, Chordata, Actinopteri, Gymnotiformes, Gymnotidae. Gene Ontology annotation, biological process: regulation of intracellular pH; sodium ion import across plasma membrane; proton transmembrane transport. Gene Ontology annotation, cellular component: plasma membrane.
CUGGUAUAAGAUGAGGUCAUGAGGACAUGACGAUAACGUCAAAAACGGAAUAGCUACAGACUGACAGGCUGCAGUGAAGUUGUUUAUUUGUUGUUUUUAUACAUUAUUUCUUUCUUUUCCAUUUUCUUCAGGAUUGCGCCACUCCCGGCCAUGAGAGGGCCCUGUUGCGCGCGAUCGGCUCUCCACGAGCUCGCGGUGGUCAGUCUGGUGAUUUUAAGGAUGUAAAACUAUUAGAUGUUAAAACGAAAGAAAAGAAAGAGUGAGCAGAACGUGCAGCAUGUCACUGACUACAGCUCGUGGUGUCGAUAACUGUGGACAUUCGUGCGGAUGAUCAGUCGAGUGAUGUGUCCGUGCACCGUUUCUGUUCUGCAGUGACGUCCACGUCCUCUAAUCUUCAGUCACACGAGACAUGACCGCGCGGACUCGCUUCUGCGGAGGGCUCCUCCGGAUCAGCCGGGCGCUGCGAACUGUUGCGUUAAGUUUGGUAACGGGUUGUGUGUUCUCCGUCCAUGCUUCCUUCGGUGCGGUGCACGGGGACAAUGACACGAGCCACAGCUCGGGUCACGGCACGCAUACGAAGACUCACAACACCACUUAUCCCGCUACACGUGCGUUUCCCGUCCUCACUGUUAACUACGACCACGUACGGAAACCGUUCGAGAUUUCAUUAUGGAUUUUACUCGCUUCUUUGAUGAAACUGGGUUUCCACUAUAUCCCACGGGUGUCCAGUGUGGUUCCCGAGAGCUGUGUCCUGAUUGUGGUGGGCCUGCUCGUGGGUGGUCUGAUCAGGCUGCUGGGAGAGACUCUCCCAGUCCUCGACACACAGCUCUUCUUCCUCUGCCUUUUGCCGCCCAUCAUCCUCGAUGCCGGUUACUUCCUUCCCACGCGCCCCUUCACAGAGAACCUUGGCACCAUCCUGGUAUUCGCUGUGGUGGGCACCGUCUGGAACUCCUUCUUCAUAGGCGUGGUGCUGUACGGGGUGUGUCAGAUAGAGGGAGAACAGCUGGCAGCUGUAGACCUGUUGGCCUGUCUGCUCUUUGGCUCCAUCGCCUCAGCCGUGGACCCAGUUGCCGUGCUCGCUGUGUUUGAGGAGAUCCACAUCAACGAACUCCUGCAUAUCCUGGUGUUUGGGGAGUCACUGCUCAAUGAUGCUGUCACAGUGGUCUUGUACCACCUUUUUGAGGAGUUUGCUAGCGAGGGGCAGGUGACUGUGGUUGAUGCAUGUCUGGGCAUGGUGUGUUUCUUUGUGGUGGCGUUUGGGGGCAUCCUGGUGGGCACAGUGUUUGGCCUGGUGGCAGCCGUCACCUCUCGCUUCACGGCUCACUCGCGGGUCAUUGAACCGCUCUUCGUCUUCCUGUACAGCUACAUGGCCUACCUAUCAGCCGAGGUCUUUCACCUGUCUGGUAUCAUGGCGCUGAUUGCGUGUGGUGUGGUGAUGAGACCCUAUGUGGAGGCCAACAUUUCCCAUAAGUCCUACACCACUGUCAAGAACGUCCUGAAGAUGUGGAGCAGUGUGAGUGAGACCCUCAUCUUCAUCUUUCUGGGCGUGUCCACCGUGGCCGGGCCACACUCCUGGAACUGGGCCUUUGUCAUCAUCACCAUUUUCCUCUGCCUCAUCUCCCGGGUGAUGGGAGUGGUGGGUCUGACAUUCAUUAUUAAUAAAUUUCGCAUGGUGAAGUUGACGGGUAAAGACCAGUUCAUUGUGGCUUAUGGUGGCUUGCGAGGGGCAAUCGCAUUCUCUCUGGCCUUCCUGUUGCCCAGCGACCACUUCCCAAUGAAGAACAUGUUCCUCACAGCCAUCAUCACCCUCAUCUUCUUCACUGUCUUUGUUCAGGGUAUGACCAUCCGACCGCUGGUUGACCUCCUGGCUGUGAAGAAGAAAAAACAGACCAAGUUUACAAUAAAUGAAGAAAUACAUUCACAGUUCAUUAACCAUAUGCUCUCGGGCAUUGAGAACGUCUGUGGUCACUAUGGACACCAUCACUGGAGGGACAAGCUGAGUCGGUUUAAUAAGUAUUACGUGAAGAAGUGGCUGAUAGCAGGAGAGAGAUCUCAGGAACCACAGCUCAUUUCGUUCUACAAUAAGUUAGAGCUGAAGCAGGCGCUCCUAGUGGCUGAGAGUGGUAGUGCAGCCAACAUUGGACCAGGCCUGUCCUCUGCUGCCUUGCUGAGUGCCCAGUCCCAAAAGCAGAGGACGGUUAUGAAGAAUAUCUCUAAGGAACGUGAGGAGGAAAUCAGGAAGAUUCUUCGUGCCAACCUGCAGAAAACACGCCAGAGGCUUCACUCGUACAACAGGCAUACACUGGUGUUGGAGGAGGAGGAUGAGUGGAGUACAGUUCAGCUCCGGAGGCAGAGAGUGGAGUUGGAGAAGAGGAUGACUCACUACUUGACUGUGUCUGCUAGUGGGUGGGACUCCCCUCCUGUGAGGAGAGCCAGGUUUCAGUCAGACAGUCAAGAGUACAUGGCCAAACCCAGUGCUCCAGUUAGCAUUCCUGCCAUCAACAUGGAGCUAGUUUCAGCUCCGCCAGGCUCCCUGGCGCUCCUGGAGGAGGUAACUGACCAGGCACAACAGAGCCAAGAUGAAGGCUGCGGGAUGCAUGCAAACUCCCAUGAGGAGAAGAGCAUGAAACCGAACGUGACCUUUGCUCUGGAACUGGAGAAGCAGAAGCUGUCUCGCUGUCUGAGUGACCCAGGACCCAACAAGAUCGAGGUGGAGGCAGAGGAGAAAGAGCAUUUUCUGUCCUGAGGAAAGUGGGGCAGAUUGCCAGUGUCCUAUAAGAGUCGUAUAACGGUGUGGCUGACCAGACCGAGUCUGGGCAUUUAAACGUGUUUAUUUUCCCCCCCCCCCGUCACCCAGUCCAGAAACUGAACUCUCAUUCUCCUGUUUGUCAUUUAUUACCAACUCCAUUUCCUCACUAUUAAGUGAAGCAUUUAAUAAAUGUGCUUGUCAUGUCAGGUUAAUUCCCUUGAAGUUGUUCACUUCACAUGUGAAGUUGGUGUUCUGUUUCACUUGUUGGAAAGAAUGUGAUGGAGAGUUUCAGCCUGAACGUGCUGUUAACCAUAUUGUCUAGGUGCUCAGCCAACCCAGUGUCAGAAUGGAUGAAUAUAAAUGUGUGGGUGUGGCUACAUUUUAGGGGUGGGCUAUGUAGUGUCAGUGGCUGUAGGAUUUGUGACUGCAGUGCUGUUCAGGUUUAGGUUUUCCAUCCCUGGCCAGGAUCAGUAGGUGCCUUUUGCACUGUGGGUCGCACCGGUACACAGAGAACACGCCGUGGGUCGCACCGGUACACAGAGAACACGCCGUGGGUCGCACCGGUACACAGAGAACACGCCGUGGGCCGCACCCUGGAAAAUAUUAGGAAGCACACAAAUCCUCAGCCUUAAAUUAAGUCUGUGCUUAAUUUGUGAUAUUAAUGAAAAGUAUUUUCAUAUUAAGCAAAGUUUGUAGGUUGAUGAGUUAAUAAAUGUAAUAUAUUUAAUAUAAAUAAAGUAAUAUAAAUAAAGCAAACCUUAAAUCUCUGGGUCUUUAGUAAAGACUUUCUCUGAUUGGUCUGACAGUGCUUGGUGUAAUGGUAUAGAGAUGACAGAAGGGAAUGGGGUUCAAACCCCUAACAGACAAGUGCAUCUUGCAUAUAUACAUUUUUCUCUAUGCACCCCUGUUUCCUUUCCUCAGUUUGGACAGAGCACUCUCCA